AUGAGCGACGACAACAAGGCGGAUCUGCUCCGCCUGGCGAGCGAGUACGCCGACAGAAACAUUGAUCUCUUCGACCUGCUCUCUAUAGACGCCCUCACGGCCAAGGAGGACAUUCAGCGCGCAUGGCGCAAAGCAUCCGUCAAGUACCACCCCGACAAGGCCAGAGACAACUUUGACGCGGAGAAAUGGGAGCUCCUCGAGCGCGCGCGCGACAUUCUCGCCGACGAUGGGGCGCGCGCCACCUACGAGCGCGCCAUGAAGGCGAAGCUGCUGCGCAAGCAGGAGCGCGAGGCCUUUGACCGCGAGCGACGAAAGUACGCCGACGACCUCGAGGCGGCGGAGCUGGCGGCCCGGGUCGCGCAGCAGGAGAAGACGCAGCGUGACCGCGAGGCGCUCGAGAAGGAACGCGCGAGGCUCGCCGAAGCGCAGCGCAUGCGGGAGGAGGAGACAAGGCGGCAGGCCGCUGCGGACCAGGAGAUGAAGGACCUUGUCGAGGCCAAGAGGCGGCUCAAGGAGAAGAAGGAGGAGAAGAACCGGCGCAGACAGGCCAAGGAGUCCAUGAAGGCGGCUGGCCGGCCGUCGGGCCCGGUCAAUGGGGUCGUCCUGGUGCCGGGGAGCUACGUGGUCAACGUCGGUGCGGGGCAGAAGCCGUACUGGCAGCUGGUGUGCGACAAGCUCAGGGCGGUGCAGAAUGCGCGGAAUGUUGCCAAGAUGGAGGAUGCGCCCGUGGAUGAGGUCCAAGACGCGGAGCGCAAGGUGCAGGAAACGCGUCGGUUGAUUGCCGAGGCUGAGAACAGGUAUCGACAGGAGACGGCGGUGUGA
Messenger RNA from Emericellopsis cladophorae, 822 nucleotides. Its product is annotated as DNAJ domain protein Cwf23. The record is from RefSeq and is a predicted model, not a curated record. Gene Ontology annotation, biological process: spliceosomal complex disassembly. Lineage: Eukaryota; Fungi; Ascomycota; Sordariomycetes; Hypocreales; Bionectriaceae. The coding region runs from base 1 to 822 and encodes 273 amino acids. The transcript has a single exon. Gene Ontology annotation, cellular component: spliceosomal complex.